CUCAAAAAAUGGCUGUCAACUGCUUUGUUGUGCAUGCAGCUUCGGUGUAAUAUAAUUUUUUUUCGCAAAAAAAAGAAUCUUCAUUUAAACUUUUUUCACACACAUAAAUUUCCAAUUAAAUUCACUUUAUUACAAUAUAAAGUUUAAAUAAUAAACUUACCGAAAAAAUAGCAAUCAAAUGUCUCUGCAAACAAACAAACACAAUUCAUCAAAAUAAUUUCGAUUACGUCCAACGAAAAGUAAAAAAAAAGAAAAAAAUAUAAAGUUCCAUAGAGAAAUAAAAAAAAUCAUUAAACAUGAAACAUUCGUCGUCGUUGUCGAUCUAAUAUAGAAACAGCAGUUAAAAUAAACACGCUUGUUUUCUCAAAUUACACUCAGAAGCGCAACACAACCCAAAUGCAAGCAGAAAUGAAAUAAAUAAUAUAAAUACCCAAAGCUAAUUAAUAGCAAUUCCUCAAACGGCCAUGUCGAAGAAGUGCCAAAUAAGCCAACAAAUCGUACGAGAUCAUAAAAAUAUAAACAACAACAACAAAAACACUUUAGAUAAACAAUUAUAUUUUCUAUCAUUUAUGCUAGAAACUAUCACCGCCGAAAUUCUAUUUGUUACACAAAGCCAUUUAUAGAAGAAAACAAAAAAUAUCUUUUAGCAAAACUCAUUCACAUUAACAACACCCACACAACUUUAAGCAUAAAUAUAUAUAUUUUUUUUGUUCUUUCUACCAAUUACUUUUUACUAGUCAAUCCUUUGGAAAAAUCUAAAUCUAAAAUAUUUACGAAUCUUUACGUGGAAUAAGAAACAAAAAAGAAAAGCAAAAAGACACACACAAAAGAGACUGAGAUACGAUCCACACAUCAGCACAGCAAUCACACACAUUAACCAACAAACAAUAACAAAGACACAACACAAGAUGGGUAAUAAAAACUCUUGCUGUGCCUACUCCAGUCCACAGCCCGAGCGUAAAAUCAAAGAAGUUCCUCCGGUGUACGAAGAACGCCAGCCAGAAAAUGAACAAUACACAAACAAUCUGCAGCACAUCUCAGAGCGUGAAGCUCUCGAAGGAGAUUUAGACCCAUCCGUCGAUCCAUCGGCAGCUACAAUGUUCUUGGAACGUUCCAAGGUCGAAAAUGGGGGAAUAACUCGAAAACGCUCGCAGCAUCAAAUCGCCCAACAACAGGGCAGCAUCGGAGGAGGUGGUCUAAAGAAGAGUUCAUCAUGUUCCACAAUAUACUUGGACGACAGCACAGUUUCGCAGCCAAAUCUCAAGAACACCGUUAAGUGUGUAUCCCUAGCCAUUUACUUCCACAUUAAAAACCGUGAAUCAUACCGACGACUGGACAUAUUUGACGAGAAACUUCAUCCCCUAACCCACGACACAGUGCCCGAAGACUAUGAUAUCCACAAUCCCGAGCACAGACAAAUCUACAAGUUUGUCCGGACGCUCUUCAAUGCAGCUCAACUAACUGCGGAAUGUGCUAUCAUUACCCUAGUCUAUCUGGAACGAUUACUAACUUAUGCCGAACUAGAUUUGGGGCCAUGUAAUUGGAAACGAAUGGUGUUGGGAGCGAUUUUGCUUGCGAGCAAAGUGUGGGACGAUCAAGCUGUCUGGAAUGUAGACUACUGCCAAAUUUUAAAAGACAUUACCGUCGAAGACAUGAAUGAAUUGGAACGACAGUUUUUGGAACUGCUGCAAUUCAAUAUAAAUGUGCCGUCAUCGGUGUACGCUAAGUAUUACUUUGAUCUGCGAACAUUGGCCGAAGCCAAUGAUUUGUCAUUCCCCACAGAGCCACUGUCCAAAGAACGCGCACAAAAGCUUGAAGCAAUGUCGCGAGUAAUGCAAGAUAAAGUUACCGCCGAGGCCCUUAAAAAUGGCAUCAAAAAGUGGUCUUCUAUGGAUAACAUCAGUCAGGGUGGUCCGCGACGGAGUGUCGCUAUACUUUCGUGAUUUUACAUCAUCUACUAGAGUCAAACAAGCUGCUUUCUACAAUGUCAAGGAAAAGUAUGCAUUUUAUUGUUUUCUAAAAUAUUUUUAUGAUGCGCGAACCACAAAUUCAAAGGUUCUCUCCUCUCUUUUUAUCUCUCCAGCACGUAGCGUAGGCAAAUAAUUAAAAUAAAAAAUAAUAAAUAAAAAUACCAACACACCAUCAAAACAAGAGUGGUUGUCGUCGAAUUCAUCAUUACAGAGAUUAUCCUAGUUAGCUAUAGGCGUGUAGAAUUUCAAUAAAAAAAUAAUAAAACAAACUUUUUAACUAAAAAGAAGAGCAGCGUUGAAAUAAUAAUAAAAAAUUGAAAAAAAAAUUCUACAGAACGACGAAUUUAAUUUGUUUCUUUCUAAUUUCCUUAACUUUUUUUUUUUGUUUUAAUAUUUAUUUAACAAAAUAUUUGUACAUAAAUUUCACAUUAUACACAAAACAAAAAAUUUAAUUUUUUUUAUUAUUAUGUUUUUCUUAACCAAUUUUAUUAUAAAUUUUAAGUUUAAUAUCCAAAGCUUCGAUUAUACACAAAAAAAUGUAUAAUCAAAAAAAAAUUGUAUAAUGUUUUUAUUUUUAUGCUUUACAUUAUAAACAAAAAAAAACUGAAAUAAAACAAAAUAACCAAUUGCAAUUAUGUAACACGAAAAAAAAAAUAAUAUUUUUAUAUACAUUAAGCGAAAGAAAGGAAAACAAAACAAAAACAAGAAUUUUCAUUAAAGAAGAUUUAUUUUUACUUUGUGAUUUAUUUUUUUUUUUUCAUAGCGAAAGAAUAGUUUUAUUUACAAUAAAUUGCUUCCUAAAAAAAAUAAGAAAAAAGAAGAAAAAAAUAUAUAUAUUUUCCAAAAACAAACACAAACAAAAAAAUAAAACUGUUUUUCAAAUUUGUUGCUCAUUCCAUGUAUGAAAAAAAUGCUUUUAAUUUUUACAUGAAAUAAUUUUUGUUUUUUUUUACAUUUCUUUUGAUAACAUUUUUUU
Episyrphus balteatus (marmalade hoverfly) is the source of this 2946-nucleotide messenger RNA. It is a transcript of the gene CycY, whose product is annotated as cyclin-Y. The transcript is spliced from 2 exons. The record is from RefSeq and is a predicted model, not a curated record. Gene Ontology annotation, molecular function: protein kinase binding; cyclin-dependent protein serine/threonine kinase activator activity. Gene Ontology annotation, cellular component: plasma membrane. Lineage: Eukaryota; Metazoa; Arthropoda; Insecta; Diptera; Syrphidae. Bases 909 to 1943 code for a protein of 344 amino acids. Gene Ontology annotation, biological process: regulation of canonical Wnt signaling pathway; regulation of cyclin-dependent protein serine/threonine kinase activity.